AUGUUCGACUCACUGGACAAAGAGAAGAAAAUUUUGCUUGGCUGUAUCGCAGGAUCUUUUGCUGCCUAUCAUGUUGGUCAAGAUUUCGUUUUAAAAAAUAUGAAAAAAUGAAAAGAGCUAUUGGCGGAAGUUCUAGAAAAGCCGCCCAGGAAUUUUUAGAUUGUGCGAGGAAUCUGCAAGGUUUUGAGAGAAAAAGAAGAGGAAUGGUUACCCGUAGGAUUGGUCCGAAGUCUGCACAUCUAUCCCGUCAAGUCAGCGGCUCCAGUCGAUGUAAAGACUCUUUUGGGUUAAAAAAAAAAAUUCUGCAGCUGUUCGCCUUCGAGUGCACUGAUCACGGUCCAGUCUUCAGAGAACUCCAGGACAGGAACUUUCUCAUCGUGGACGGAGCCACUGGAAGGGAGCUCCGCCAGACUUGACUUUUUCCAGAAGCUCCUCUAUUUCAGAUUUUACACUGCACGUCAAGUCCCAAAACUCGUAUUACUCAAAUGUUCCGUUGAUAAUGAAGUCUUGUCAAUUGACGGCCCGAAAGUAGGAUCAAUUAGUGUGGAUUUAAAGGAAGUCGUUAAUCAGAACCAGAUCACCAGAGCCAGGUCUCAAAUCAUCACGAAUGCCAAAUUUUUUAUUUUGCAGUCUUUUUGACAACGCAAAGCAAGACGGUUUGGACUGUGGAGAUGCAGUUGGACAGUUCCUGUCCGACUACAUGAACGAGACAAGUGAGAAAAAGGCUUAGACAAGCUCCCGAAAAACAGUUUGAGACGUGCGACUUCUGAUGCACCGCAAAGGUCUCUACACGGAAAGAACCUGUGUUCCGGAGUCCAGCUGGUGGAAUAAUCCCGUGCCUCGACGAAAAGACGACGUAGCCGCUUGAAUUAUCUUUUUUGAACAUGCUUUUUUCAGUCUGGCUUCACCGAUCUCGCGCCGUUUCACAUUGCAACUCAAGCUUCACUCGAAGAUUUGAACCGAAAACUUGAUAAGAAAGUGUGAAAAAAAUUGAAGAUUUCCAAAAAAAUAAGUAUAACAGGUGACGACUCAAAGUUUCCGACCUUCGAUCGUAGUAGAGGGUUGUCAGAAAUGGGACGAAGACAAAUGGGCCGAGAUUCGGAUCGGCGAUGCUCAACUUGAGUGCUUCGCUCCCUGCACGCGGGAAGAGGCCAAUCAUUCCAUAUCAUCAAAAACUGAUAUUCAGAUGCGUUCUGACGACGGUUGAUCCUGCCGAAGGUGUCAUGAAGCCUGACCAACAGCCAUUGAAAAAACUCAGAGAGUAUUUUUCUGAAGAAUUCUUUCCAACAAUAAAUGAAAGUCAAGGUUUCGCUUAGCUCCAGAAGGUCCAAUGCGCAAAACGUUCAAGGAUAGCCCCGUGUUUGGAGUUUACGCUGGUUUAAAGAAAAAGGUGAGGAAAACUUUACUUUCGGUUCAUAAAGAUCAAGUUUAGGCUUAUAUUCACGUCGGACAGCCGGUUUACGUUCGCUACAAACCAACUGCAUUUUUGAAAACAAACUUAUUAACUUUGUAA
Molecule: messenger RNA, 1513 nt
Organism: Caenorhabditis auriculariae
Lineage: Eukaryota; Metazoa; Nematoda; Chromadorea; Rhabditida; Rhabditidae
Source: the annotation of a GenBank genome assembly